Molecule: messenger RNA, 1326 nt
Organism: Olea europaea var. sylvestris
Lineage: Eukaryota; Viridiplantae; Streptophyta; Magnoliopsida; Lamiales; Oleaceae
Product: metacaspase-3-like
Exons: 5
Coding region: 89-1102 (337 amino acids)
Biological process (GO): proteolysis
Molecular function (GO): cysteine-type endopeptidase activity
Source: RefSeq, a predicted model, not a curated record
AAAAUAAAUCAAGCGGUGCAUAGAAGCUUGUAUGUAUUAAGCUUCUUUUGGCAUUUCAGUUCUAAGAAAUCAAGCAAAAAUAAGAGAUAUGGCAACAAGGAAUUUUAGGAAAGAGAUAUGCAGGCAUUGUGGGUUGAAGUUGCUGGUGCCUUUUGAGGAACGAACCAUACACUGUCCUUCGUGUGGUGGUAUUACAAUACUGCAAAGUCGCUUCAAUGGUAAUGUCCACUAUCUACCGAUUAACACGCAGGUUACAGGCUCAAAUCAGGUGUCCCCUUCUCUUGCACAUGGAAAGAAAAGAGCUGUUCUGUGCGGCAUUACCUACAAGGGACAUCAAAAGAGUCUCAAAGGUAGCGUUAAUGAUGUGUUAAUCAUGAGAGAACUUCUGAUUAAGAGGUUGGGUUUUCCCAGUUCUUCCGUUCUGCUGCUCACAGAAGAAGAGAGAGACCCAUACAGGAUUCCAACUAAGCACAAUAUCCGAGCAUCCCUCCGUUGGCUUAUUAAAGGUUGCAGGUCAGGAGACUCCUUGGUGUUUUACUACUCGGGCCAUGGCUCUCGAGUAAGAGAUCGUGAUGGUGAUGAAAUUGAUGGAUAUGAUGAAUCAUUAUUGCCCGUUGACUAUGAGACUGAGGGAAGGAUACUGGAUGAUGAGAUCAAUGCCACCAUUGUGAGGCCGCUACCCCAUGGAGCUACACUUCAUGCCAUCAUUGACACCUGCUUCAGUGGAACCUUCUUAGAUCUUCCACAUGUGUGCAGUAUAAACAGGGAAGGAUACUAUAAGUGGGACGACCAUCGCGUAUCCCACGCAUAUAAAGGUUCCAGUGGGGGAUUUGCAAUAUGUAUUAGCGCCUGUAAAGAUCAUCAAAAUUCUGCAGAUACUACGGCUUUCUCUGGUACAGCAACUGGUGCCCUAACUUACAGCUUUGUCAAAACCUUGGAACAAGAAACAGAAUUAACUUAUGGACGCCUACUGAUUGCUAUGAUUGAGAGAAUAAGAAAAGCACAAGAACAAGUAGGCUUGAAAGAGUCCCAUGAAUCACAGGAACCUCAACUGUCUACUACUCAGAUGUUUGACAUUCACUCCAAGCUCUUUACUAUAUGAAGUGUAUAGGCUGUCAAUUUCCGUGGCUGAUUUGUGACCACCAAUAAGAAUAUCUGUCUUUACAAGCUUGGAGUUGUAUACCCCCAUUAAUUUUGGCAAACUACGUACUAUAAAGCUAUCAUAAUCCUAGUGUCUGUGUGUUGAUUGUAAUUGGUCUUUUGCUGUUACCAGUAUAUUUCAAUAAUAUCCCUUGGGCUUGCAUAAGCUUAAGGAUGUUCUCUCUU